Molecule: messenger RNA, 5541 nt
Organism: Stegodyphus dumicola
Lineage: Eukaryota; Metazoa; Arthropoda; Arachnida; Araneae; Eresidae
Source: RefSeq, a predicted model, not a curated record
UUUUCAGGUGAGUUCACUUUCAUCUGCUUGACGGUUUGCAGUUGUGUAUUCCACAUAACUCUACGAGUCUGCAAAUGUCUCCUUAGGUCGCCCAGCGAUGCUAGCCGGAGCCGAUGGGGAGGAGGAGCUGAGCCCGUAUUGGGACCCUGCCGACCCUCUCGCCCCGUUUGCAUCGUCCGAAGACUCCUUCUGCGACUGCCCCCCAAAGCCUCCGGAUUUCCUGAUUCCCCCACCACCGGCGCCCCCGGCCUCAGCCCUUUGCAGGGGCGGCAGCGGGGAAGCGGGUCAUCUCCAAUUCUGCCAGAUGGAGCCUGUGGGGGCGGAGUUCACACAAACCGCCUUUCCCUCCCUACCUAUCAUCGCCGUUUGUUCGUCCGUCGUCCUCGUCGCGGUGCUCGUCGCCUCCUUCCUUCUAUGGAAGCACAAGCGGAAGGUCCAGAAUUUCUUGCCGUGCAAGACUCACCACCAAGGCAGGUGCGACAUGGGGGGCACUGCGGGCAUCACCUACGACGAUGUCUUAAUCAAUCAUCAUCCAACGCGGCUGCCAAACCACCUCAACCCGAAUCUCAACCCGGACACCAACACCCUUACUCCAAUAGAACUACUUGACGUGAAAUAUGGCAACUACGUUCAGUCGCAUGCUGAUCCCUUGACUAGGACCAACUUUACUAUCCCUACAUCAGCCAACAACACUGCCCAACACCAACAAGCACCUGGUGAGCGUAUUCGUCAACAUCGUCAGCAUCACGGAGGACCACAGCAUCACCAUCGCAGUGGCCACCAUCACUCAAAUAAGAAGAAAGACCAACAGUUCCAUCCUAUUUAUGAAGAAGUUAGUGCAACAUCUGAUGACAACAAGCCAAGUGGUCGUAGUUAUGACUCCGACAUCGAGGACAGCGAAGUGGAAGGUCGAACGGUUGCCAGUGAAGAUGAAUUCGCAGAGGAUGAGUUGAGUGUUGCAGGCGAAUAUCCCUUAAAUGCAGACAUGGAUCAAAGCCAACCAUGUUCUGCAACGAGUAGUUUGCAAGGAUCCACAGGGGGUGACUUAUAUCCAGAUGCGGUCACUGGUUCCAGUGAAAGGUUUUGCAGCGAUGGUAGCCCUUCAGAAAGCAGGGCUGUGAAAGGCAAUUUUCGCGGUCUGGAUAUAGCCACCGGACAAAAUAAAUUAACUCAUUCUUUAGAAAGGAACAAAGACGGUCAUCCUAGCAAUAGUUUCCAAGCGAAACAAAAUUAUUACCUCAACAAGAGUAUGUUGGGGCCAGACUUUACGUACCCAGAAGGGCUGACGGACGGUAAUUCAUGUGUGUCGCCAUCAGGUGACAUGGGACACUCUGAACAAAGUCAAUAUCCAUCGGCAAGGGCAAUGGGUUCUUCCCUAAACUUCAUUCCUGCACUGCUGCAGCAACAACAGCAGCAACAAAGAGCCAUGCCACUUUCUUCGAGAUCAGCCUCCAAUUCGCCUCCACCACCACCAUACCCAACGGCGACGAAUCCCAGAUCUGUCGGACAAGGCCCAAAUACGUCCUCCGGAGUUAUUUCUGCUCUUUAUAACCCGCAGGUUGUGUCACCCGGUGGUCAGCAAACAGGUCGUAUACCUGAAGCUUUACUGCGGGAGUUAUCUUUCAAAUUGCCUCCUCCGAACAGUGGAAUCGCCACUAUGCCAGCCGUUGCACCUAUGAGCUCAAGGUCACUUCCUGUACCACCUUCUUGCAGAGCGGGUGGUAGUGGGGUUCUAUUUACAGUCGAGAGCCCAUAUCCUGCACAGCCGCCCCUUCCAUCCAUAUCGAGGACGCGGUCUGGAUCAGCUACUGAGUUUUCGUCCACAGGGGGCCGAGGAGGUGCUAGUUACCACCCCUAUCCUCAUCAUGCACUAGGUGGGGGCCGCCCGCCAACACCACCUCCUCCAGAGAACAUUUAUGCCUCUAUCGACGAUGUGGGACCGUUUACCAUUGAUGGGAGCCGGCACAGAAGUCCUUUCGUCCCUGGUCGGAAGGGUUCUACUGACUUAAUACAUUUGGCCGGUCCGCAAGCGGCAGAGCCCCCAAAUCCACGAGUGGCAGCGACAAGUUCCAAACGAAUAACGUCCCCAACCGUCACCCUAAUGAUGACAGUGGAGCAUAUGGUGAUAUUAGGCCAAUUUAUGAUUCAAGGACCGCUUGUUCGUGAGUCAACUCGGAUGUUGGUAGUCAAGAGUAACCCUUAAAAUAAAUGGAUUGAGGAGCUCUGUGCUCGAACACAGGUUGAAAUCAUCGCAAACAAAUAAACCUUCAGUUCAGAAACAUGUCGCCAUUGGAAUAGUCACAAGGAGUGAUUUGUAUAAACUCUGUUUCUUGUUUUCUUCCAGAACACCAGUGUCUCUUUUUAUUCGUGAGAAAUUUAAUUAGGAGCUUUUAAGACUAGUCUUAGAGAUCAGCUGUCUAGUCCUGUUGGGAUUAAGAAAUAUCUUUUUAUAUACUGUUAUGACAAUAUAAUAAAAGGGGGGCUCUCUCGUGGGAAGAAGAUUUACUAACCUAAUAAAAUAUGUGUACAUUUGGCUGUUGUUUUAACUGUUUGUUGUUUUGCUCUUAGAAGUGUGAUAUGAAGAUAUUCUUGUAGAAUAAUAUCAGAAUGCUUGCUACAUUUAAAUAACAGUAAUUUUUCUCAAGUUUAUGUGUUUUGAGUGGUAACUGCAGAUCGAUUAACUUACGAGUUAACACAGGCUUGUAAAAUUCGAGUUUCUGAAAAAAAUGUUGAAAUUUGUACUGAAUUAAUAUUUUUUUGAGGUGCAGGAAAGGGCGUUAAUUUUCUUUUUCACUCCUUCAGACGUAUCAUUCCUUUGCGUUGCUCGGUUCUUGAUCGAUCUACUUACUUAUAAACUCUUAUAUCUUGCAAGAUUGCAUAAUGGAAAAAAAAUCGAAUACAAUCAAUUGUUAAAUAUAUGUACUUUUCAGCAGAAAAUAUUUUAUACAAGUUAAAUUACUAUAUGUGUAUAUAGGAGAAGUCUUUAAAGUGCAAAUAUUUGUGUAGAAAGGAAUUUUUGUUAAAGACUUUAUGUUCUCUUUGUCCUUUGCUUUUAAAAUGCAUAUUGUUCUUUCUAUUAUGUGAUGAUGCAUUUUUGCACUGCAGUAUCCAGCAUUGAUUUUGCAAACAUGUUAGCAUUCUACCAGUGCUUUAAUACCUUCUUUCCAGUUCUUUAACACAUUAAUUAAACGAAAUGUUUUCUUUUCUUGUAUUUUCUUAAGGCACGAAGAUUUAUCUGGAAAAAAGUGAAUAUGCGAGUUCAAAAAUUCUUGCGCACUUUGAACAACCUAAAAAUUCGAAUUUUUGUAACGCAACUUUAAUUAAAAAACAUAGUCCAUCUCCUUAUUGUUACAUUAAAAUUUAAUCGUGACAUUCUCUGGGAUAAUCUGAGUUUCCUUUUCAACUUUACUCAAGAUAAAUUUAGUGUUUUCAUCCAACAUGCAUUUCCUAAUAUCUAUAUAAUAAUAUAUGAAGAAAGAACUUGGCAGAGGUAUUUAAAUUCCACUGUUUGUCUAUGCUUUCACGAAACUUUCUUGAAAUCCCGUUUUAUAUGUGAAAUAGUGGUUAAAGAAUUUGCAGGCAAAGCCUUGAAGUAAAAUGUUUUGAUGCUACAUUGAAAACACUUCCAUAGUGGUCAGUGAUUUUACUGCGAUUUUUGAUAUUUUUUCUGUUGUCUCAUUCGCAAUUGAAACAGGACAACAGAGUAUCUCUGACAACAUCCGAGGGAGUUUAAGAUCUCUCUCUUCAUUUUACCACAUUUUAUGCACGUGAGAAGCGCGCUAUGUUCCGUGGUCAGGUCAACUUAUCCAUUGGGAUGAAACGUUCAUAAAUAACAUUUUCAAUCCUUUGUUUAUAUACUGAACUUUUUUCAUCAAAAUUUCCUUAAAAUUGUUUAAACUGCAUAUUCUAAUUGCAAUAAAUAUGCAUUUACACAACCUCGUAUAAGAUUAGAAAAAACGAAUUUGUGGGUAGGACGUAAUAUUAUCCGUAAUUUUUGACACCAUUUUUGAAUUGCUUAACCAAAAGAACAUUAAGGAUGAUUAUCGAAAGGAUUUUUGAUAAGCACUUGCAGCUUGCAGUGCCGAUAUAAAGCUUAAUUAAUUUUAUAUCGCAUUUGCAAGAAACAAAUUAUGAAAAUAACUCGUGUAAGUUGCUUUAAUUAUUGUUAUGCUUUAGAUAUUGGUUUCUGGUGUUGCACUUUAAAGGACAUUUCAAAUUAUUCAUCGUUUUUAGAACUUCUGUUUUAUUUUAGAAAUUGUUAAAAUCUUCUGGUACUCAAAUGUUUUCGAUCAAUAUGCGUAUUUGUAAAAUGAAUCAUCAGGUGAAACUCGGGCUAUGGAAAACUGUACAGUGUGGCUCAUUUGUGUUUAUAAUAACUUUAAAUGCCUUAAUUAAAUGUUUGCAAAUGCUACUUGCUAGCUCAUUAAAUACCGACUACUCUAUAUUUUAUAUAUUUUCAUUUACACGAAAAAUGACCGUACUUAAUAGGAAACAAUGAAUUUAAUAAAUUUCGAUAUUAAAUAAAAUCAGUUUAUUUAGGAUUUGAUAGUAUUUGUAAUAAUAAAAAAUUAUGUUUUAGUAAUCAAAAAUUAAAAAGAUGAUAUUCUUUCUUUCACACAUUUUAAUAUUUAUACUUAACUACUAAUUCGCUUUAAGACGUAUAAUGCUAAGGUGUUAAACCAUCACAAUUUCUCUAUGCAAGUGUCUCGAAAUAUGCAACGAAUAGAAAUAGGUAAGGUAAUUGUUAUAAGUUACCUAAAUUUAUGUAACAGUAUGUAUCUAUCAUGUUUGAGGUGGCUGCAUGUUGUAUAUAUUACUGUAACAUAACGAGCAGAUAUUUCCAUGAUAACAAAUUGCUUUUCCCAGACAUAUCAUACCGAUUGUUAUCAGAAUUGAUUGUCGCAUAUAACAGACUUCUAAAUAGGUUGUAUGUUGCUCAGAAGUCAUUCACAGAACUGAUGGUUUAAUGUUUGCGAUGAUGUGUAUAUGAGAGCCAAACGGAGCUCCGCUCCAAAAACUUUAGUGAAUUAAAAAUUAAAUUUCGUGUAAAAUAUUAAAAAAAAAGAAUAAGAGAAAAAGGAAUGUUCGUAUAUAUCGGAGAAAGGAAACAAACUCUCUUUUUUGUGCAGUCAUAAUUUAUGUUUUUGUGAAUUUUUGUGUUUUUGAAAGUUGAGUUGUUAUGACACAUGGACCUGGACAUGUUUGUGAAUAAAUUUUAGUUUUUUUUCCCUCCUAAAAAUAUAGAAAAGAAUUUAUUGCUGUAAGUGGCCAUUUAAUAUAUGAGUUGUAAAUUUUCUAUCUGCAAGUCCAUAAAAUUUGAUGUAAAUUUGCUACAACUAUCCCAAAUUUGAAGAUACAUGUCGUAUGCAUUGUUUAUUGUGAUUUCAUGGGCAUUGUCUUAUGUGAAAUUUAUUGAGAGUUGUUUGACUGUGUUUAAAAUUGAUUCAUUUCUCAGUGUGAAACUAUGUAUAGUUUUCUCAACUUAUAAAUAUCUUAUGUACGACAUCAUGUUGCAGAUCUAAUAAAUAUAUAAGACGAAAA